This is a messenger RNA of Manduca sexta (tobacco hornworm), 1630 nucleotides long. RefSeq names its product dnaJ homolog subfamily C member 30, mitochondrial (gene DnaJ-11). NCBI's taxonomy places the organism in Eukaryota, Metazoa, Arthropoda, Insecta, Lepidoptera, Sphingidae. The transcript is spliced from 5 exons. The record is from RefSeq and is a predicted model, not a curated record. The coding region runs from base 256 to 903 and encodes 215 amino acids.
AUUAUAAAGCGAUAUGGCUUUUUUUAUCAUAAAUAAUAUAAGUCUAUAGAAUGUCGGUCUGUAAUAUUUCUAUCUUACUUGGCUGAUGGAUUCAUGUUCAGUGUCUAUAAAUUAAAAUAAAAACAUAACCACUUUGUAUUCUUUUUACAUUUUUGUCUGACAAAAUGUCAAAAUCGGAUCAGAAUUUGAAAAAUAAUAAUUUGGCGUAUUAUUUGUUUAAAUCGUAAUACUACCACCUAACAUUUAAUAGAACCAAUGCUACGACAGAGGAGCUCAAAGUUAUUACCUGCAGUGGUACGGCAGAUAAGUACCACUUCUAAAGACUGUCGGUCGCACUAUGACGUCCUUGGAGUGACGCCCAAAGCCACCCAAAAUGAUAUUAAAUCUGCAUAUUACAAAUUAUCAAAAAUAUAUCAUCCAGACAGAUCUAGUGAUGAGGAUUCAGCCAAAAAAUUCAGGGCCAUAACUGAGGCGUAUGAGGUGCUUGGAAAUGUCAGUUUAAAGAGAAUGUAUGACAGAGGGUUGCUGGUCGGUAAGGAGAACACUACUCGCAUGGACUACCAACCGGAACCCGAGCCAACAGACCCCACGCUCAAAUUCUAUAAAUCGCGAACACAUAGCAACGUGACCCCUACUAUGGAUGGGACAAGACCUAUUUAUGACUUUGACUCUUGGUCUAAACAACAUUACGGCGAUUUAUUCCAAAAACAAAAAUAUGACAGACAGAUGAAUAAAAUAAAGUGGGAAAAACGGGAGCAUAUGCAGCAAGAUAUCAAUCAGGAGACAUUUAUAUAUUUAUUGCUGUUGCUCACUGGUGUAAUAUUUAUGGUAAUCUCUGGGGCAACGUCCGACUAUGACGUUGAUAAGACAAAAGUUACCGAUGUGGGAAAGAAAUCAAAUUGAUGUAUUUGAACUUAAAUGUGCAAUGAUUGUCUCCUUUAUUUGGCUAUUACUAGAUUUGCACUCGUAACUUUUCACAGAUAUUGGUGUAUUGUAUACAUCAUUUUCGUAAUAUAAAUACUGUAGUUAUUGAAAAAAGUGCUUUAGUAAUAAUAAGUUUUGGUCUGAUUUAAAUUGUCACAGGUAUGUGCUAAAUAAAUGUUUGGAACACUCCUAUGUUCACUGCUAGAUGCAGAAGACAGCUAUAGUGUCUAAUUUUUGUACAGUAAAUCAUCACUGGAUUAAUAUAAAAAUGCUACUAAAGGAGACGUCUGUGUUGAAUAGCCAAUGUUUAUCUGGACAGUUAAGAGUGAAACUCUUAAAUUAGACAAUGAUUAGAUAAAUUCUUCAUAGGUUAAACAAUGGGUUUCAUAGUGUAGAAUGGGUUUUAUAUUUGUAUAAUUCAAGAUUAUUCAUUUUUAAUUUUUGAUAAUUUUAACAUGUAUAUGAAAAUUACUGUCAAAAAGGCAAAAUAUAUUUGAAUUGAUUUCUACGACCCAUUGUAUAAUAUAGUAGAAAUUAGGAGUAGAAUAAUAAAUCAAAUUAACAAAUUGAUAUAAGGCGCAUCAAAUGUGCCACAGAAAUAAGUUUUGAGAUACUAUUAUUUAUUUUGUUGCUUUGUAUAUAUUGUAUAUAAAUCGAAUACCUCUGUAGGUAAGUUGUGAUAAUGUAAUAAAGAAGCACAUUAUAA